AUGGACUCUAUACGUGACCCUCCUUCAAGCCCCACGUCUGCUCCCCUUGGAAGGUCUCGGCUAAAUGCUGCUACCAUGGAAAGCCAAGACUCCAUGAAGGAGGAAUCAGAGGUGCUCUUUGAGGAACUGCUUGAGAGGGCGAAGGCUGGAGAGUCCAAAGCGCAGGCAGAGGUGGGGAAGCACUACCUGAAGCUAGCGGAAGUCCGAGAUGAGGAGCUGAACAGUUGCAAAGCAGUUGAGUGGCUGCUCCUUGCUGCUAAACAGGGGCGGAGGGGAGCCGGGAAACUGCUGAAGCAGUGCUUAGCGGAGCGAAGAGGCAUCACUUCAGAGAAUGAGCAAGAAGUGAAGAAAUUAUCAUCCGAGACUGAUUUGGAAAGAGUUGUGAGAAAAGCUGGCUCGGUCAUGUACUGGAAACUAAAUCCAGAGAAGAAAAAGCUCUUGGCUGUUUCAGAACUAUUAGAAAAUGUUGACCAAGUUGAUGGCGAAGGUGGGGAGAAGCAGCCUGGCCCAGUUCCAAAGUCGGUUCAGAAGCAAAGAAGAAUGCUGGAGCGGCUGGUGAGCAGUGAAUCCAAGAGUUAUAUUGCCUUGGAUGAUUUUGUGGAAAUAACCAAGAAGUACGCCAAAGGCAUCAUCCCGACCAGACUCCUUGGGCAGGAUGAGGAUGACGAUGAGCUGGCAGGCAAGAGUCCAGAGGAGCUCCCACUCCGGCUCAGGGUUAUCAAGUACCCCCUUCAUGCCAUUAUGGAAGUCAAGGAGCACCUCAUAGACCUUGCUUCUAAAGCUGGGAUGCAUUGGCUGUCCACUAUUGUUCCCACACACCACAUCAAUGCACUCAUCUUCUUCUUCAUCAUCAGCAACCUGACGAUUGACUUCUUUGCCUUUUUUAUCCCAUUAGUCAUCUUCUAUCUCUCCUUCGUUUCCAUGGUGAUCUGCACCCUGAAAGUCUUUCAGGACAGCAAAGCUUGGGAGAACUUCCGCACCCUCACAGACUUGCUGCUUCGUUUUGAGCCAAAUCUAGAUGUCGAGGAAGCGGAAGUGAACUUUGGGUGGAACCACUUAGAGCCGUACCUUUACUUCCUCCUGUCAGUCUUUUUUGUCAUUUUUUCCUUCCCGAUAGCAAGCAAGGACUGGAUACCCUGCUCUGAGUUGGCAACCAUCUCCCUUUUCUUCAUGGUGACGAGCUACAUGAGUUUAGCCACGAGUGCGGAAUCGUACACCCGGAGAGCGCUGCUGACGGAGGUGGCCGCGGGUGCCCUCUCCUUGCUGGAGGUGGUGCCGAUAAAUGUGGGGCCCCUCCAAGUGCUGGGGAAAACCUUUUACAGUCUCCCCGUGGGCCACUUUUUGGUGUUCAACAUGAGCUUCCCUUGCCUUCUGUUUCUGUAUUUGUUUUAUCUGUUCUUUAGAAUGGCAAAGAUGCGGAACUUCAAGGGCACAUAUUACUACUUGGUUCCUUACUUGGUGUGCUUCAUGUGGUGUGAACUCUCGGUGGUUAUUUUGCAGCACUCGACGGGCAUUGGCCUGAUCCGUGCUUCUGUGGGUUACUUUUUGUUCCUGUUUGCGCUUCCUAUUCUACUGAUUGGCAUUGCUUUGAUGUGUCUCAUCCAUUUUGUGAAGUGGUUCAUAACACUGGAACUGAUGAAAAUCGUAGUGACCCUGGUGUUGUGCAUUAUACCUUUGCUUUUCCGGUGGUGGACAAAGACCAGCUUCUCUGUGGUUGGGAUGGUAAAGUCCCUAACAAAGAGUUCAAUUGUGAAACUCAUUCUGGUGUGGAUAACUGCCAUAGUGUUGUUCUGUUGGUUUUACGUCUACCGCUCGGAGGGGAUGAAAGUAUACAACUCUACCUUGACAUGGAAUCAGUAUGGGUUUUUGUGCGGUCCGCGGGCUUGGAAGGAAACCAAUAUGGCCCGGACCCAGAUGUUAUGCAGCCAUCUAGAAGGCCACAGAGUGACCUGGGCGGGGAGGUUCAAGUAUGUCAGAAUCACAGACAUUGACAAUAGUGCGGAAUCAGCAAUCAACAUGCUUCCCUUCUUUAUUGGAGAUUGGAUGAGAUGCUUGUAUGGUGAGACCUAUCCAGCGUGUGCCCCUGAAAACAUUACCGUUGAAGAGGAGGAACUGUGUCGCCUGAAGUAUCUGACAAAACACGACUGCCACAUGAAACGGUUUGACCGCUACAAAUUUGAGAUCUCUGUGGGCAUGCCUCUCAAUAGCAUGAAUGGGAAUAAGAUGAAAGAAGAGGAGGAUGCAACCAAAGACAUUGUGUUGAAGGCGAGCAAUGAGUUCAAGAACGUGCUGCUGAACUUGCGGCAAGGAAGCGUCGUUGAGUUCAGCACUAUUCUGGAAGGCCGUCUGGGCAGCAAGUGGCCGGUCUUUGAACUGAAAGCGAUCUCGUGCUUAAACUGCAUGGCUAAACUUUUGCCUGCAGCAAGGCAUGUGAAAAUAGAACAUGACUGGAGGAGCACAGUUCAGAAAGCACUCAAGUUUGCCUUUGAUUUUUUCUUUUACCCAUUUUUGUCAGUUGCACGUUAAGUUU
Euleptes europaea (tarantolino) is the source of this 2530-nucleotide messenger RNA. RefSeq names its product wolframin ER transmembrane glycoprotein (gene WFS1). Gene Ontology annotation, biological process: calcium ion homeostasis; endoplasmic reticulum unfolded protein response. The record is from RefSeq and is a predicted model, not a curated record. The coding region runs from base 1 to 2526 and encodes 841 amino acids. The transcript has 7 exons. Gene Ontology annotation, cellular component: endoplasmic reticulum membrane; endoplasmic reticulum. NCBI's taxonomy places the organism in Eukaryota, Metazoa, Chordata, Lepidosauria, Squamata, Sphaerodactylidae. Gene Ontology annotation, molecular function: protein binding.